Molecule: messenger RNA, 2004 nt
Organism: Spodoptera exigua (beet armyworm)
Lineage: Eukaryota; Metazoa; Arthropoda; Insecta; Lepidoptera; Noctuidae
Source: the annotation of a GenBank genome assembly
AUGAACCCAGAUAGACCGACUGAAGGCUUGAAAGGAGUUGCCAAGCCUAGGACAAAAGCAACCAUCAAACGGCUUCAGAUGUACAGAAACUUUAAGGCGAAGAGAGAUAAAACUGGUAAAAUUUUGACCCCAGCUCCAUUCCAAGGUUGGUUACCAUCAGGUACUCAAGCUCGUGUGGAACCUAGCCAGAAGUGGUUUGGCAACUCACGAGUGAUAUCACAGAGCGCAUUACAAAAGUUUCAAGAUGAAUUUGGAGCUGCUGUCAAGAACCCAUAUCAAGUUAUUAUGAAACCCACAAACCUUCCAAUAACAUUGCUCAAUGAAAAAGCAAAAAAUACAAGAGUACAUUUGUUGGACACGGAAGGAUUCGACAAAACAUUUGGUCCAAAGAAACAAAGAAAGAGAGUUAAUUUGAAAUUUAGUGAUCUAAAUAGUUUAUCAAAGGCUGUAGAAGAAAGCACAGAGAAUUAUGAUGAAACAAAAGAUAUUGACAGAGUUCGUGAAGACACAGGAGUUAAAGAAGGACAAAGAGAUUGGGUGUUUGGAGCUGGAAUGAGUAAAAGAAUUUGGAAUGAAUUGUAUAAAGUAAUAGAUUCUUCUGAUGUUCUAUUACAAGUCCUGGAUGCCAGAGACCCUAUGGGCACUCGGUGUCCUUAUGUUGAGAAGUUCCUAAGGGAAGAAAAAAAACACAAACAUCUUAUAUUUAUUUUGAACAAAGUAGACUUAGUACCAAACUGGGUGACACAGCGUUGGGUGGCUAUCCUCAGUGCCGAAUACCCUACUAUAGCUUUCCAUGCAUCGAUGACACAUCCCUUUGGGAAAGGCUCUCUUAUAAACUUAUUGAGGCAAUUCGCUAAAUUACAUAUUGACAAGAAACAAAUUAGUGUUGGUUUGAUUGGAUAUCCUAAUGUGGGGAAGUCAUCGGUUAUUAAUACACUCAGAGCUAAGAAAGUGUGCAAAGUUGCACCUAUAGCUGGUGAGACUAAAGUAUGGCAGUACAUCACAUUAAUGAGGAGAAUAUUUUUGAUUGAUUGUCCUGGUGUUGUCUAUCCUUCAGCUGAAACAGACACUGAGAAAGUACUGAAAGGAGUUGUAAGAGUUGAAUUAGUACAAAAUCCAGAAGAUUACAUAGAGGAGGUUAUCAAGAGAGUCAGGAAAGAGUAUUUAGUGAAAACAUACAAAGUAGAUGCAUGGGAUACUGCAACUGAAUUCUUAGAGAAGCUUGCUGCUCGUACUGGGAAGUUAUUGAAAAAAGGUGAACCUGAUGUCAGUCAGGUAGCAAGAAUGGUUCUAAAUGAUUGGCAAAGAGGAAAACUACCAUUCUAUGUGGCUCCAGAAGGUUUUGAAGUUCCACUAUCAAAACAAGAAAAUAAUGAAAAAACAGAAGAAGUUACAGCAAACACUGAAGAAAAGAAAACAGAUGCUGUUGAAGAGGAAAAACAGGAUGCAGAAAAAGAAAAUGAAGACACUGCUGAUAAACCAAUUUAUAUCAAUAAAUUAAUUGUUGCACAAGAUUUUGCAAAGAUCAGAGUUGGACUACAAUUUGAUAAUGAUGAUGAUGUGAAGCCACUAGAAAAGUUUGAUAUACCUGAAGAACUUCAAGGAAUUGAUGAUGACAAUGCAGAGAAUGAUGAAUCUAAAAGUGUCAUUGAAGGCAAUGAAAAGAUUGACAAUGAGGACCCUGAUUCAUCAGACAUUAGUGACUUUUAUAGUGAAGAUGAGAAUAAUUGUAGUGAUUUGGAAGAUCACUUAACUAAUGAUCCAGAGACUGUGAAGGAGAUGAAACGUAAGAAACUUGAAGCUGCUAGUGGUCAGUUCACAGUAGAGGAAAUACCAAGUGGAAAGAAAAAUAAGGCAGGAGUUAAAGACGGUAGAGUUAAGAAAAUGACUGCUAAGGCCAGGAGAGCUUUGGAGAGGGCCCAGAAACGAACUAAAACAGGAAGCAACUUCUAUGAAGUAUCUAAUGUUAAGAACAGAAAUAGAGCAAAGAAACCUCGUGUCUGA